GGGUUUGGCGGCGGGGAGCAGCGGCGCUCCGGCGGCGUACCCGCACGGCGACCCGGCCCUGAACGAGCAGGAGAAGGAGCUGAAGCGGCGGCUGAAGAGGCUGUACCCGGCCGUGGACGAGCAGGAGACGCCGCUGCCCCGCUCCUGGAGCCCGAAGGACAAAUUCAGUUACAUCGGCCUCUCGCAGAACAACCUGCGGGUGCACUACAAAGGUCAUGGAAAAACUCCAAAAGAUGCUGCUUCUGUUCGAGCCACACAUCCUAUACCUGCAGCCUGUGGCAUAUACUAUUUUGAAGUUAAAAUUGUCAGCAAGGGAAGAGAUGGAUACAUGGGGAUUGGGCUUUCGGCACAGGGUGUCAACAUGAAUAGGUUACCAGGUUGGGAUAAACAUUCAUAUGGUUACCAUGGAGAUGAUGGACAUUCAUUCUGUUCCUCUGGAACUGGACAACCCUAUGGCCCAACAUUUACUACGGGUGAUGUCAUUGGUUGUUGCGUCAACCUUAUCAACAAUACGUGCUUCUACACAAAGAAUGGACAUAGCUUGGGUAUUGCUUUCACAGAUCUACCGCCGAACUUGUACCCUACAGUAGGACUCCAAACACCAGGAGAAGUUGUGGAUGCUAAUUUUGGACAGCACCCAUUUGUAUUUGAUAUUGAAGACUAUAUGCGAGAAUGGAGAACCAAAAUUCAAGCACAGAUUGACAGAUUUCCAAUAGGAGAUCGGGAAGGAGAAUGGCAAACAAUGAUUCAGAAAAUGGUGUCAUCUUACUUAGUUCACCAUGGAUACUGUGCAACAGCAGAGGCAUUCGCCAGGUCUACAGACCAGACUGUGCUAGAAGAAUUAGCUUCCAUUAAAAAUAGACAAAGAAUUCAGAAAUUGGUUUUAGCAGGAAGAAUGGGAGAAGCCAUUGAAACAACACAACAGUUGUAUCCAAGUUUACUAGAAAGAAAUCCUAAUCUCUUAUUUGCAUUAAAGGUGCGCCAGUUCAUAGAGAUGGUGAAUGGUACAGACAGUGAAAUGCGGUGUUUGGGAGGCCACAGUCCAAAAUCUCAAGAUAGUUACCCUGUUAGCCCACGGUCUUUUAGUAGUCCUAGCAUGAGCCCCAGCCAUGGAAUGAAUAUUCACAAUUUGGCAACAGGCAAAGGGAGCAGCACACACUUUUCUGGGUUUGAAAGUAGUUGCAGUAAUGGAGUAAUAUCAAAUAAAGGCCAUCAAUCUUACUGUCACAGUAAGCAUACAGCCGCCAGCUUGAAUGUACCAGAGCUUAACAACAUAAAUGUAUCGAGAUCUCAGCAGGUUAACAGCUAUUCAAGCAGUGAUGUAGACAUGGAAACAGAUCACUACUCCAAUGGGGUUGCUGAGACUUCAUCCAAUGGCUUCCUAAAUGGUAGUUCUAAACAUGAUCACGAAAUGGAAGAAUGUGACACAGAAAUGGAAGUAGAUUCGAGUCAGUUAAGGCGUCAACUGUGCGGUGGCAGCCAAGCAGCUAUUGAAAGAAUGAUCCAUUUUGGGAGAGAAUUGCAAGCGAUGAGUGAACAACUAAGAAGAGAAUGUGGCAAAAACACGGCAAACAAGAAAAUGCUCAAGGACGCGUUCAGUUUACUUGCCUAUUCAGAUCCGUGGAGCAGCCCCGUUGGAAAUCAGCUUGACCCGAUUCAGAGAGAACCUGUGUGCUCUGUACUCAAUAGUGCAAUACUAGAGACUCACAAUCUGCCAAAGCAACCACCGCUUGCCCUGGCCAUGGGGCAAGCAUCACAGUGUCUAGGAUUGAUGGCUCGAUCGGGAAUUGGAUCCUGUGCUUUUGCCACGGUGGAAGACUACCUACACUAGCUAUGCAUUUGAAGAUCUGUGAGAUGGUGUGGUGUAUUCACUAUGGAAAGUAGACCAGCUCUGCUGACUGGAAUUUGGAGUUUUAAUUAUGUACUAAGGACAAGUCUGUCGCUUUAUGUUGCUUCCUAGUUUACAGCAUGAUGCAAAUGAUUUCUAACUUAGCGUUAGGAGAGAAUUUCCAUCUUUAAACCUCUUAGACAACUAAGAGUGGAAAAUAUCACUGGUAACGUCAGGCAUCCAAAUUGACAACUACAAAUCCUCUCAACGAUUGUCUGAAACAAACCAAAAACCCUGCUACCUUGCGGCGGGACGGAAGAGCGGCAAACGCGGAUGUAUUAGCAUGCGGGUGAUGUACACGUCGAGCAGGAUGACUUGCCAACCUCCACCCCAUUGUUACAUAGUUCAAUCAAUGUAAUUUGCAAAAUGCAUAAACACCUGAUGGUUUGGAUAUAGUGUUGAUGGGAAGAAAUGAUAUUUUUUAAUGUGUACUGUAAAACUUGAAUUACUCAGGAGCUGAGUGAAUAUGUUUGUUGCUACUUACAAUCCCAACCUGUUGAUCUUAGUAGUUUUUGUUUUAACAUGGUCUUUUCAACUUUGUUUCCUUGUUUAACUACGGACAGCUUCUGUUGUGUAGACUCACCAGUUUAACUGUUGUAUUAUAACAGUAUUACAUGUCAACACAGUGUGGUUAUGACCUAUUUAUAUAAAAACCAAAUAUUUAGUCAAUUUACAGUCUUAAUUUAAUCUUUGUACACCUUGCAUUUUUAAAAGUGCUUAAAUAGUACUAUAUUGCAAUAAAAUGUAGUGAUAUCAUAAUUAACCAGUCAUUAAAAACUUACUUCUACAUA
Messenger RNA from Numida meleagris (helmeted guineafowl), 2679 nucleotides. It is a transcript of the gene RANBP9, whose product is annotated as RAN binding protein 9. Bases 329 to 1831 code for a protein of 500 amino acids. The transcript has 14 exons. Gene Ontology annotation, cellular component: cytoplasm. Gene Ontology annotation, biological process: cell surface receptor signaling pathway; cytoskeleton organization. The record is from RefSeq and is a predicted model, not a curated record. Lineage: Eukaryota; Metazoa; Chordata; Aves; Galliformes; Numididae. Gene Ontology annotation, molecular function: protein binding.